This is a messenger RNA of Penicillium verhagenii, 495 nucleotides long. RefSeq lists its product as uncharacterized. NCBI's taxonomy places the organism in Eukaryota, Fungi, Ascomycota, Eurotiomycetes, Eurotiales, Aspergillaceae. The transcript has 3 exons. The record is from RefSeq and is a predicted model, not a curated record. Bases 1 to 495 code for a protein of 164 amino acids.
AUGGCAUACACCCAGAAUGACCUGAUUCGGUCCUAUAUUGAUGAUGUAGUGCCCCAUACACUUGAGGCUAUUGUCGAGCAUAUGUGGUUGAACAUACUCAGCUUUUACUUCCCGUCAACCCGGAGGUUCGGGAUUGAGCGAGAGGCUUCCAUUAGCCCGAGAUCCGAACAGCGAGCAAACGUUUGUUUGACAAAGCUUCCACAACGGCUGCUGGCGAACGAUCCAGCUCCAAAGCGAGUGACUGUGAUCAUGAUCGAGAACAAGUGCUGCCCUAUCACAUCUAGACAUCCGGCUGCCUCCCUCUCGCCCCCUCCCCCUUCACAGCCGAAUGCCCCCUCAUCUAGUCGACCUCGUGAAACCACUUGGAGGAGUGCCAAAAUUCAGCUGACUAACUACAUGAUCAAUGUUCGUAAUACUCAGCAUGUGGAGUAUCCAUACGACCUAUACGGGAUAGUCGGAAUUGGUCACCAAGGAGCCAAGAAACAUAUCAUAUAA